Molecule: messenger RNA, 4580 nt
Organism: Pseudoliparis swirei
Lineage: Eukaryota; Metazoa; Chordata; Actinopteri; Perciformes; Liparidae
Exons: 16
Coding region: 138-2309 (723 amino acids)
Molecular function (GO): interleukin-17 receptor activity
Source: RefSeq, a predicted model, not a curated record
CCGAGGAAGCCCCGGUCACGCCGCGUGCCGCUGGGUAGAUUGAGUCUUUUUAUCGGGCUGCUUUAUUACUCUCUGAGUUCCCGGAUGAGGGGAGUCUCACCGUAGAGAUAGAGUCCACGCGCGCUCUCUCCAAGAACAUGGCUCUCGCGCUCCUCCGGGCGCCUCGCGCUCCUCUCCCGCUGCUGCCGCUGCUGCGCGUCUGGAUGUUCGUGUCCGCGAGCGCGCUGGAGAUGAUCGACGGUGACGCACCUGAGCUCAGCUGCAGCGAGGGUUUGACUGACUGCAGCGUGAGCUCAGCCGGACGCUUCGCCGCCGCUCUGGCCGAUCCAGACGACACGGUGACCGUGACACGCGUCCGGCUGAAGGCGGUUCUCCGAUGUUCAGCCGCCCAGGAAUGUGAACCGUACCUGCAAAUCAUCAUCGCCGUCCAGGACGUGAAUAAUACAAAGGAGCUGUGGGAGGAGUCUGGUUACCACGGCGACGAAGACGAGUUGUUUGGCGUUGAUCCGAUGUCGGAUGGAAGUGGUCACGUUGGACUUCCUGAGCCAAGAGCUCUGGUGAAAGUCUGUAUCAGCUCCCCCGGCGCCUUCGACCGCUGCAAGACGAUCCAGUUUCAAUCGAGCUCCUCCGGUGUCGACCGAGCGUCUUCCCACCGGCCCACGCACGAGCUGCUGUUGAUACAGAAAACAACGUUCGGCAGUCCCGUCGUGGUCCUCGUCUACGCACCUUCGAACGGAACGGACGUCGUCCGAAACAUCACAAUCCCGUCGUUGAAAGAAGUUUGCUCCAUGAAGCUUAAGGGGACUGAAAAGAAAUGUGAUGCUCCCAGACUCCGAGCCGUGACGGAUCGCCAGAGAAAUGUGGUCCUCCUCCAAAUGGAAAACACCGAUGUCCAGCCCAAGUGCCGAAUGGUGUGGAAUGAAACUGGAGAGGUUCUUGCGUGGCCCGAAGGCAAGAAGGAAAUGGUCCUUCCAUCACACUUCAUCGCACCGUGCCUGUGCCUUCAGGUGUGGUGCGAGGGAAAGGCGCUUCGAAGUGAAUUCUGCCCUUUCAUAAAUCAACAAGAUGCACUGGAAAGAAUGCAGCGCAAUGUGACGGUGACGGUGGAGGAGUCCCGGGGGAGGCGGCAGGGCGGCGCGGGGGGCCUGACCUGGAAUGUGACCUCCCCCUGCAGCCUGGAGGCCGAGGUCAGGCUGUGCGAGAAGGACCCGGCGGGAGGCCGCUGUGAGGAGGUGAGCGGCUCCAGGCAGACGCUGCACAGCCAAUCACACGCCGGCUGGAGCGCCACGCGCAGAGGACGUCAGAAAACGGGAGAGUUCAAUGUGUCGUCACACCCGCUGCUUUGUGUACAGAUAAAGCUUCAUGGGAUGACAUCAUUUUUAGAGCCCCAGUGUCCAUUUGCAACAUCUCGAUGGAGAUGGAGCCUCCCGAUCCUCCUCGGACUAAUACUGAUGUGUCUGGCCAUAGUUGGAACUUAUUUUAUACAAGGGAUCUUAAAAGGAUACAUGUGGAGAUGGUUGAAAGAAGAAGACGUUAAAGGUGCGGUAGGCGGUGGUCACGUGGUGUUGCUGUACCCGCCCGGUGACGACCCGGCUUUGCCGGAGCUGAUGAGUCACCUGGGCUCGUCCCUCCAGGCCCUGGGCUUCGGAGUGUCUCUGGACCUGUGGAGCCAGACCGAGCUCAGCGCGCUGGGCCCCGUGCCGUGGCUCCACUCCAGGCUGAACAGGCUGCAGAGGCAGGGGGGCAAAGUGGUGCUGGUCCUGACCCAGGCCGCCUGGGUAAAGGCUGAAGAAUGGGGAGCUCGGAGCUGGCAGAGAAGCUCUCCCUCGGAGGAGGCGGGCAGGAGCUCCGCCCCCUCUUCUCCCUGCUCGGACGUUUUCACCGCGUCCCUGAGCUGUGUCCUGGCGGACUACUUGCAGGGUCGCGCCGGUGAGCGCUUCAUGCUGGCGCAGCUCGAGGCCCUCCCGGCCGAGCCUCCCGGCGGUUUGCGGCCCCUGCCGGAGCUUUUCCGCGGCCUCCACGUCUACAGCCUCCCGUCCCAGAGCCUGGCCUUCCUGACCGAGCUGGCCGGGGCUCGGCAAAUGGCGACCGCGUCGGCCAGACGGAAGAGGGCGGGGGGCCUCCGGAUGGCGUCGCGAGCUCUGGCGCGCCGGCUGUCCGGGUUCGCGGCGGGGACGGCCGUUCUGCAGAGUUGUGUCGGGGCGGGAGUGGCGGAUUCGGGGGAGACGGUGCCCUUGAGGCCCCGUCUUGUCACGCCUCCCUCCAGUCCCGACUCCAACCACAAGGUCAGUGACGUGGAAUCGGUCUGAGGAUGAACACUUGACCCGGAGCAACGGGAAAAAGGGACUUCGAGAGCAUUUCUGUGCGAGAUGCUCACGUUGCAGAUUUUGCAUUUGCUGACGAAAAACAUCUGGGGUCCGGUGUUUUCACGCGUCGACGGAAAACGGGGAGCUUCAGAGAAAGCUCACGCAAAGUCAAGACUACCUAAAAAAAAGACUUUGAGGGGUUGAGACCAAAUCGAGACGAAUCUCAAUCAAGCAAUUUGCUCCCAAGUUAUUGUGGUUUGACAUAUUUACUAAUAUUUGACAUUCUGCAUGCACAUGUAGCGUGGUGCGUAUAGCACUUUACAUUUUAUUGUAAUUUUGCUGUGACUAAAAGGUGACGCUGUUGCAAGUAAGUUACCGCAACAGUAACUUUUUGACUUUAACCCUCCUGUUACCUUUACAUUUACUAACAUAUUUUACCCUCGGGGUCAAUUUGACCCCAGCAACUAAAACCUCCAGAAAAUUAUUAGAAUUAAUAUUGUUUCCCAAGUUUAAAUGUGAGGUACUUUAUGUUUGUUUGUUGACUACCUAAAUAGCCCUUUAAAUAUAUAAAAAAGUUGAUAUUUCUUAUAUGUUUGACACAGUGAAAAACAGCCUGGGGUCAAAUUGACUCCAAAGAACACCGACGUUAAACAUUGAAUGGGGUCAAAUUGACCCGAAAGGUAACAGGAGGGUUAAAUAUGUUUGACAGUAGAACAUUGACAUCAGUGCUUCAGCUCAGUUCAUUCACAACGUAGUUAAAAUACAGUGUAUAUAAGUCCUAGUUACAUUACAUGUCAUUUAACUAAUACUUAUAUUCUGUAUUUUAACUAUGUUGUGUAUUCUACGAGUGGAGAUAUGGGGAAUGGGACACCCUGAUAAGCUAUCUGAAGCUUGCGAUUGAGGUCCCAAAACACGAAGCAGAUGGUAUUAAAUAUCUAUAUUUACUAUCACCGCAGCCCACUGCUCCUUAAUAAUUAAGGAUGGGUUAAAUGCAGAGAACUAAUUUCCCCUUGGGGAUUAAUAAAAGUGUAUAUUCUAUUCUAUAUUUGGAAAAGUGAGUAUUAUGCAGUGAUAUUCACAACCUACAAAUCACCCUAAACACCAACUAACCCCAACUACUAAAUGACUCCAACACUUAUUGCUCCACACUAAACAUUCAUUAGAAAUCUUUGUGAGUAGGUUUUGUUGUAUGAUAUGAUAUGAUAUACCUUUAUUCGUCCCACAGUGGGGAAAUUUCAAAAAUAUGUAUGAUAUGUUAUGUAUGUUAUGUAUAUAUGAUAUGUUUAUUAUAUAAAUAAGUAUGAUACUGUCCCUGUGUUUUAUAGGACGAUACUAUACACUAAAUAUAGCUGCUGUACACUAGUCACUAAAUAAUAUUAGAAGAUGUACUGGUGUAGAAGUCACGGACCCUCUGGGUCUUCCUCAGUUAAACACGGUUAUCUGUCAGUACUUCCCCUGUUAGCACCGUUAGUGCCGUUAGCCGCAGGCUAGGCGUCGCCAUGUUGAGAACCAUCGAGAGGCAAUCGAAAUGCUCCUAAUCUCUUUGUCUUGCACAUUUUAACAUCAUUAACAGUUUGAUGGUUGUCUAGUUAUUGAUAAGAAGGAUUCUCCAUUACAAUCGAGGACCAGUAGAAGGUAUGACGCCGCCUGAAUAUAUGUCUCUGCCCCCCCCAGCGAAUGAACGCUCGGCUCAUAUCUUUAGCUUGAGUAAAGUUUUACGAAUAUUAAUCUUUCGCAGAUCAGAAAUUCAUGAUACGUGUUUUCAAGUUUCCUGCUCAUCACUUACUAUUUUUGAGUAAAUUCUGAUUUGGGCAUUGUUUAAAAUGUAAAGAAUUAAUGUAACCAGUGAAAUGGAAGAAGAACAAUAAUGCAUAUAAGAAAUAAAAAGCCCACGAUGAACCAUUCAAAUCAAAUCCUUACAAUGAGGUCAUGUGACCUAACUGCAGUAGCAGUGAACAGUCCAUUUCCCCAUUUUAUAUUAAAUUAAAUAUAAUACAGUCAGUUACUGUAAAUGCAUUGUACCAUGAUGCAGGUACUGUAAAUAUGUUUUGUUGUAAGAUUUUGGGGGGAAUUGUGUGUAAAACUGUAAAGAUUAUAGUGAACACUAACUGUGUAAAGCCCUGACAUGAAGGUUAUUUAAAAACUAAAAUAAGCUAUUUCCUUUCUUUUUAUACAUUAGUAUAUAUAUUCGACUGCUUUGUCCAGGCACGUCUAUUUUUAUAUUGUGUCGUACUGUUUACAGUGGGAUUGAAUAAAGAAUCUGCCUGGACCGGA